This is a messenger RNA of Fimicolochytrium jonesii, 1095 nucleotides long. RefSeq lists its product as uncharacterized. Lineage: Eukaryota; Fungi; Chytridiomycota; Chytridiomycetes; Spizellomycetales; Powellomycetaceae. The transcript is spliced from 6 exons. The record is from RefSeq and is a predicted model, not a curated record. Bases 1 to 1095 code for a protein of 364 amino acids.
AUGGAUAUCGGCGCCAUCACCCAAUGCAUUGCAAAUCCAACAGUCCAACAAACCAUCUUCGAUAGACUGCUCGGCAACGCGACGGCAGUUGCGGCGGUAUGGUCGGAUCCCGCGGUGCUCGCUGGGUUGAUGGCCAAUCCAGUCGUUCGAGCCGCUGUUGCGAGGGAUGUCUCGGUGCAGGCAGCUGUUUUGGGUAGCCCGACCGUGAAGGCGGGGAUAGCGGCGAGAUAUGGUGGACCAGGGAUCAUGUUUGGCAUAAGUCUCAUGUUCGCCGUCACCGUAAUGGAUUGCGGGGUGGGAAUUUGGGGAAAGACAUUAUUCAUGCCACUGAAGACUUCCCCGGCGGGUUCUUCCCAUAGGGUGCACCCACCAAGUUAUGUCCUGGAGCACCAGGUGGAGUACGUCAGAUUCCUGGUCAUCGUCCCGGAGAUUAGGGACGUGCUGCUUGUGGUGGCGGCCGCCUAUAGAUACGCAGCCGUCUACUCAAACCCCAGACAUCAACGAGCCGUCUUAAUCUUCCAAUCUGUCAUCGCCGUAGUUUCCACCAUCGCCGCUCUGGCAUAUGGCAUUCACGACAUUGCAACUCAAAUCCACGUCAGCAAAGGGUUCUGGUGGGUGGCGAUCGUCAACCCGCUCAUCUACAUCGUAGCGGGCCUGGCUACAUUCACAUACAAGUUGCGCGUGGCGCAGCAGAGUGUGAGUUCGUCCGCAGCCCCGUCGCAGCUGGCGCAUUUGGAGAUGGCGAAUAAUGCGUUGAUGGCAAUGUCCAUGUCUGCUUUGAUAGCGGCUAUAGUGGUUCACUUUAACGUCCCAUCGACUGGAGAGAACAUCACAGACCCGAAACAAACCAAACCUGCUGCGUUCCCUGCAGUUGCCGAUCACCACUUUGUUGUACCGACUCAAAUGAUGAUUUGUGCUCUCUGGACGCUGGGGGAAAACGGUUUCGAAGCGCUAGCCGCGGGAAGUAAGAAACUCGGGGACUCCAAGGAAGUGGCGACCCCCAGUUUUGUGGAUACCCAAUGGGAUCAAAAGGGGGCGAAGACCGGGAGGGCGGGGAGUGUGUUGGAUGUAAGGAAGAAGAGGGAUGAUGUUUGA